CUCGGAAAUGUUCCGAAACACGUUUCAGAGUGGUUUCCUGUCUGUUUUGUUUAGUGUUGGAACGAAACCCUUACAAUUAUGGGACAAAAAGGUUCGUAACGGACACAUAAAACGGAUAACCGAUAGUGAUAUUCAAUCUCUUGUGCUCGAACUUUUGGGUAACAAUGUAUCCACGACUUACAUAUCAUGUCCCGCAGAUCCGAGGAAGUCUCUGGGCAUCAAACUACCUUUCCUUGUGCUUAUUGUCAAAAAUCUGAAAAAGUACUUCACUUUUGAGAUUCAAAUAUUGGACGAUGCUGGAAUCAAACGGCGCUUUCGUGCUAGUAACUAUCAGAGCACCACUCGCGUCAAGCCCUUCAUAUGCACAAUGCCUCUCCGACUGGAUGAAAAUUGGAACAAUGUGUUUUUUAAUGUUGCGGAUUUUACGAAAAGAGCCUAUGGAACGAAUUUUGUUGAAGUGCUGCGGAUUCAGGUCCAUGCAAACUGUCGAAUACGUCGAAUUUAUUUUUGUGACCGGCUUUACUCGGACGAUGAGCUUCCAGCAGAAUUCAAGCUAUAUUUGCCUGUCGAAUCCAAUCGAAGUGCUUAAGAUCAAGUGGAAUUACUGGCCGAUAUUGGUCUUCGAGUGUUUCACAUUCCUGUACAUAUACCUUUUUACUACCGCUGUAUUUUG
Opisthorchis viverrini is the source of this 673-nucleotide messenger RNA. RefSeq lists its product as hypothetical. The transcript has 5 exons. The record is from RefSeq and is a predicted model, not a curated record. Gene Ontology annotation, biological process: regulation of cilium beat frequency involved in ciliary motility; positive regulation of cell motility; cilium assembly. Gene Ontology annotation, cellular component: ciliary basal body; motile cilium. NCBI's taxonomy places the organism in Eukaryota, Metazoa, Platyhelminthes, Trematoda, Opisthorchiida, Opisthorchiidae. Bases 8 to 589 code for a protein of 193 amino acids.